This is a messenger RNA of Lactuca virosa, 1030 nucleotides long. The record is from the annotation of a GenBank genome assembly. NCBI's taxonomy places the organism in Eukaryota, Viridiplantae, Streptophyta, Magnoliopsida, Asterales, Asteraceae.
CGUCGUCAUCACUAAGACAUUUCCCUCUGCAUACAGUGACACAGACGUCGGAGCAACAAUGGCGGCGUCGGUGGUAGUCGCGUUGAAGACGCUGUUUAUAUUAUUAGCUUUGACGAUGACAGCUCUAGCUGUUUGGGCAAUCGGCACGCAUGGUCUCGCUGCUUGUGUUGACCUAACUUCAAGGUGGUUGGUAGUGACACUGAUAAACUUCUACAUAAAUCUUGGUGUUAUACUGGCUUGGAUGGUCUACAAGGAAUCAAGCUGGAUCAAGGCAGCUGUAUUGAUACCUGUUGUACUUUUUGCAGGAAGCCCUAUUACAAGUGCAUACGUGGCUCUGCAGUUCUUUAAGUUGUCACCAGAAGAAUCAUCAAAGGAUCCAUUAUAUUUUGUGUUGGUGAGACAUCAAAAAAAGGAUGCCAUGGGAUACAAGAGGGGACAUUCUGUUUUAAUUGCAAAAAUAAUCAUUUGUGCACUAGGCUGCUUGAUGCUGGGAACUUUUAUUUAUGUGCUUAUUGUUGAUGGAUCUCCAUUCAAUGCCAGUGUAUUAUCAAGGUGCAUGAUAGCAACAACAACCGAUGUCUAUUUCUGUAUUGUCACUGUAGCAGUGUGGAUUGCAUAUAAGGAAUCAAGUUGGAUAAGUGCUUUCUUUUGGAUACUUUCACUUUUAUGUUUUGGAGGCAUUGCUACAUGUGUAUACAUAUUGCGGGAGUUGUUUUACCUUUCACCUCAGCAACCACUUUCCGCCAUACUUUUCAACAAUAGUAACAAAGACUUGUUGUCAAAAACAGAGGUAUCAGCGACAGACAACUCCGUCGUUAAUCCGUCGCUGAAGGCCAUCAGUGACGGAUUAGCGACGGAAUUUGGUAGUCGAAAAACCCUUGUCGCUAAUUGGCAGCGACGGAUUAGCAACAGAUUAGCGACGGAUUCACGGUGCCACAAAUUGCUCAAGGAACCUCUGGAUUCCGUCGCUAAUCCGUCGUUGAUGUCUGUCGCUAAUCCGUCGCUGAUGAGUUCUUUAGCUACAAAAUAA